UUUGAAGGAAGUAAACACAGGAAGUGCAGUCGACCGGCGCGUGGGCGGAGCCGCGUGGGACGUCAGGUGCCAGCAGCGCUUUGCUUUUGGUCGCUUUCGUUUUCCCCACUUGUCAAGACGGAAAACAAGUUUCACGUGACGCGAGUUUGUCGAAACACUGGACACCACCUAAACUUGCAGAAUCGUUGUGUAUUUCUUUUUAUUGGGGCUUCCUCUGUGGAAAAAGUGUGUUUUGAUGCGUUUUAAUGUAAUAUAUCAGGUAAUCUGAAGUUAAAAGAGUUACAUUACAACUCUAACUUUAUAAUAGCCACCAAGGACACAGUAAAAGUAUAAAUUAGCUUCCACGUACGUGCACAUUUCAUCAUUAGUGUCCUAAUGAUUUUUUUGUUGUGCCACAUGAGAUUCCGAACUGGUACCUGUCGGCCGCCGUAGACAGAACCCACGCGCAUGCGCGCCUCCAGCUUCUUCCAGCCCAGCAAUGGCGGCCUCCUAUACGGUAUGCAGGUUACAGACGAGGGGACGGGGCAGCGUGGCGAAGUGUCUACGGAGGGUCGACACGUUCCUCCACAGAGGCAUUGGAACAAAAGUUGUCGCUGCGCAAACCGAGGCGGCUGUGAAACACGACAGUGUUGAGAAGAACGAUGGACGCAAGUCAUUGUAUGCUGUCCAGGCGGAGAGACAAGAACAAGCAGAGAGAUCCGUUCUCAUCAGCUGCUACUCCAGAAUCAAACAUAAUAUGUUCCUCAAGUAUUUAUCAAGACAUGGCGAUAUCAAGAAACACUUCUUCUAUGAAAACAAUGGCGUGUAUGCUGUAGUGGAGUUUGCCCGCCAGGAGAGUGUUGCCUCUUUGCUUGAAGGGGCCUCCAUCCCCAGGGUCAGCCAAGAGUCCGUGGUGCCAUUUAAGUCGAGAUUGCUGUCACUGAGGAACUUGGACUCAGGGGAAUCAUCAAAUCGGCCGUCAAGCCAACGGGCCCAACCGCAAACCGCCCCUACCAUCAAUGACGUCAUGCAGAGGCUGUCCAAACAGGAGAGUAUAGACCAACAGAUAACCCAACUGACUGAAGCCUAUCAGCUAACUGAGGAGAACAUCAGUCUACGUUAUCUUGUCUGCUCUCUGCUCAAAGACGUUGCUGCUGGUUAUUUCCCAGAAUGCACCAUCAAGCCGUUUGGCUCGUCGGUGAACGGCUUUGGGAAGCUGGGUUGUGACCUGGACAUGUUUCUGGACCUGGAUGGCAUCAGUGGACAGAACAUGAAAAUGCCAACACCAGGUCUGUGCCUGGAAUACCAGCUCAAGAUGGGCAACUCGGAGCGAGCCACCACCCAGAACAUCCUGUCCGUCAUCGGGGAGUGUGUGGAACACUUUGCCCCGGGCUGCGUGGGGCUGCACAAGAUUCUCAACGCCCGAUGCCCCCUGGUCCGUUUCGCCCACCAGCCCUCUGGCUUUCAGUGCGACCUCACAGCCAACAACAGGGUGGCGAUGAAGAGCACAGAGCUGCUCUACCUGUACGGGGAGCUGGACCCGCGGGUGCGCCUCCUCGUGUUCACCGUGCGCUGCUGGGCCCGAACUCACGGCGUCACCAGCAGCAUCCCCGGGGCCUGGAUCACCAACUUCUCCCUCACCGUCAUGGUGCUGUUCUUCCUGCAGAAGAGGAGCCCUCCCAUUAUACCCACACUGGACGAACUCCGAGACCUCGCAGGUCCUGCGGACAAGAGUGUGAUUGAAGGUAACGACUGCACGUUUGUCAGCGACUUCGGCAACAUCCCGCUCCACGGCAACACAGCGACACCAGGGCAGCUGCUGCGCGAAUUCUUUGAUUUCUACGCCAGUUUUCCAUUCAACAAGAUGUCCAUAUGUAUCAGAAAGGGCACAGAGCAGAACAAGCCAGAAGUGGCCCCGCUGCACAUCCAGAACCCGUUCGAAACGUCUUUGAACGUCAGCAAGAACGUCAACGCCGCCCAGCUACAACGAUUCACUGCUUUGUGUCAGGAGAGCGCCUGGUUGUCCUGCCAAAGUCAAACCAUGAUGCCAAAAAGCAAAAAGGUGUGAAAAGGCAGAAAAAUGUGGCUACUGAAAGCUACAAUCAAGCGGCCCCCCAGUGAAAACGCGGCAGCCUGUGUCCCGUGUCUCCACAUCCCUCCACAAUGGAAACAUGAGGUAAACUGUUGGCUGCCAACUUUCGUAAUGAAUGCUAUGUGUCUUCACGGUGUAUGGGAAUGCCCGGGACUUACUGUACCCACCAACAGCACCAUUGUUUCAGUGUCGGAUGCAUGGGGGUGGCUAAUUGGAGCCUGGCACGGACUCCGGCAGCCUUGGUGGUUUGCACAUUCAUCCUCUCACCGGACAGUAUAAUGGCCACAUCCAUUCAGCACCGGCCAGAUCGGGCCCCCAGUCGAGACGCUGGUGGCUGCAAUGCUGCGAUGGAAGGUGAACUGUACACACUGUACUGCUGCCACCAGAACACGGUAUCCAUAGAAACACACCCCAUCUGGAGAACGCAUGUGUGAUGCCACAUAUAUACAUGUGACACUUGGAAGUCCCUGGAGCUCUAUAGGUGCAUCAUUUAUACCACCACAUGCCCCUUUAGAUGUUUUCUUUACAAGGCCGCUUUGUGAGUGAGAGGGAGAGGAGGAAACUGAUUUGAUGUGCAGUGAAUUGACAGUUCAGUUCCUGACAAUGUAAUUAUGGUAAUGCUUUAUUGUACAGGUCUGUAAUCUCGUCAUAAUUUUGCGCAGGAAGAGUCCUAGAAUGAAGUAAUUUGUGACUUGCUACGGGGAAAGUGAAAUGUAAUAUAAAACUCCAUAUAUAA
Molecule: messenger RNA, 2807 nt
Organism: Scophthalmus maximus (turbot)
Lineage: Eukaryota; Metazoa; Chordata; Actinopteri; Pleuronectiformes; Scophthalmidae
Product: mitochondrial poly(A) polymerase
Exons: 10
Coding region: 479-2047 (522 amino acids)
Cellular component (GO): mitochondrion
Molecular function (GO): poly(A) RNA polymerase activity
Source: RefSeq, a predicted model, not a curated record